AUGUGGGGUUCAUCCGAUUUGCCCGAUAUUGCUCGAGAAGACAUUAGGGUGGUUGUUGGAAUAGAUUUUGGAACCACAUUCUCCGGGUUCGCUUAUGCUAAUAAGAAAAAUCCGGAUGUAAUUGAAACACACGAGACAUGGCCAGAACAGAAAGGAGUACUGAAAACACCCACAGUACUACAGUACGACUCUGCUUGGACAGUCACUCAAUGGGGCUCUCCAGCUCUGGCUACUCGACCAAACCGGAAACGCAUGCAAAAUCAACAUGACAAGAGGCCUGUGGAAUUAUUUAAAUUGCAUCUAGGAAAUAUGAAGGAGAAUGAGAAACCUCCAUUACCAGCUGGGUUGGACUUUAAAAAAGCUAUUACAGAUUAUUUAAAAGAACUGAAAAAGCUAAUGACAGACGCACUUAUUACAAGAUGGCCGGGUCUUGACUUUAAUAGACAUGUAUUAAAAAUUAUGACAGUUCCUGCUGAAUACGAUGAACGUGCUCGAUACAGUAUGCGUAUGUGUUCUUACCAGGCUGGCUUGAUCGAUACCGUUAAUUCGGAUCUGUUACAGUUUACUAGUGAACCGGAAGCGGCUGCGAUAUAUUGCAUGCGCGUCUUAAAAGAACACGAUUUGAAAGAAGGAUCUACAUUCUUAAUUGUUGACUGCGGUGGCGGAACAGUAGAUUUGACAAUGCGCACACUUCAAUCAAUCGGCCGCUUGAAAGAAGUCACUGAACGUACUGGUGAUUUUUGCGGUGGCUCUUACGUUGAUGCCGAAUUUCUCAAAUUCCUUUCUCGAAAAGUGGGCGAAUCUGCUGUCGAACUCUUAAAAAAAAAUCACUACACACAGUUACAAUACAUGGUUCAGGAAUUCUGCAACAGGGUGAAAUUCGAAUUUACGGGAGAUCCUAAGAGAUACGCUACAAAAGAAAUGGAUCUCGAAGAAGUUUGUCCAGUAUUGAUGCAAUAUGUGAAAGGCGACUAUAAAGAGCGAAUGGAAGAGGCAGAAUGGUUGAUUGAACUGAACUUUGCUGCUGUGAAGGAUUUCUUUGACACAGUCGUUGGCAGAAUUAUUCGGUUAAUCAGAGGGCAGUUGGCAAAGGCGAAAGCAAAGGGAGUCAAAUGUCAAGCGAUGUUCUUGGUUGGUGGAUUUUCAGAAUCGCCUUAUAUCUUGAAAAGGGUUAAAGAAGAUUUCGGGAGAGAGGUCAAGACUAUUGCGGUACCGUCCGAGCCGAUAGCAGCUGUUGUUAGGGGUGCUGUGUAUUAUGGUCUCCAAAUGGAUUCGAUCCAAACCCGUGUCCUAAAAUCUACCUAUGGUGUCGAAAUCUAUCCCGAAUGGAAAUCCACCGACCCAACCACACGGAAAACGAACGAUGGACGCAUAUAUAAAUUCUAUCGUCUGGCUACCCGCGGUACCGAAGUCAAAGUUGAUCAACAGUUUGGCUACACUGCAUACCCGGUGUUUCCAACUCAGACUGGAAUGAAAUUUGAUAUUUACACUACGUCGGAAACGGAUGCUACAUUCUGUGAUGAGAGAGGAAUGUCGUCAUUUGGAACACUUGAAAUAGAACUACCUGAUACGAAUCUUGGAACAAAUAGGCCUGUGGACUUUACCCUGACAUUCGGUAAGAUGGAGACAAGAGCUACCGCCAAGAAUAAGACCAAUGGAAAGGUCUAUGAAGCAAAAUUCAAAUUGCAAUUGUAG
This is a messenger RNA of Paraglomus brasilianum, 1695 nucleotides long. Lineage: Eukaryota; Fungi; Glomeromycota; Glomeromycetes; Paraglomerales; Paraglomeraceae. The record is from the annotation of a GenBank genome assembly.